Molecule: messenger RNA, 3888 nt
Organism: Callorhinchus milii (elephant shark)
Lineage: Eukaryota; Metazoa; Chordata; Chondrichthyes; Chimaeriformes; Callorhinchidae
Gene: gba2
Product: glucosidase, beta (bile acid) 2
Exons: 17
Coding region: 148-2688 (846 amino acids)
Biological process (GO): central nervous system development; glucosylceramide catabolic process; carbohydrate metabolic process
Cellular component (GO): membrane
Molecular function (GO): glucosylceramidase activity; beta-glucosidase activity
Source: RefSeq, a predicted model, not a curated record
UCGCGCGGCUGCAGGCGCAGAAGCGUUUGAAAAGAAACGGGCGAGCGCUCGAGCGGGGCUUUCAGAGCCUCCUGGACGGCGUCGGGGCGGCAGCGCACGGGAGGGUUGCGCUCACUCACUCACGUUAGUCAGUCAGUCAAAGGGGAAAUGGGGGAGCGGAAAGCCCCGCACGCCGGGCUCAUGGAAAAAUAUUCCGGGGUGUCCGCGGGGGAGGGAGUGCCGGAGUACGGCUGGAGGAUCUGUCUGGGGCACCUGUUCACCGAGAAGAGGAAACCUUUCGAGGCGAGAGACGUGUCUCUGUCGCAUAUGAUCGACCACUUGGGCCUGGGAAUAAGGUAUUUAAAAUGGUGGUACAGAAAAACACGAAUAGAGAAGAAGGCACCUUUUAUCGACUCCUUUAAUUCUAUUCCAUUGAGACAGAUUUAUGGAGCUCCACUAGGUGGAUUUGGAGGAGGCACCAUUACAAGAGGGUGGCGAGGAGAAUUCUGCAGAUGGCAGCUGAGUCCGGGAAUGUACACAUAUAACACGGUGUAUGAGAACCAGUUUACUGUCUGCAUAAGAAAAAAUGGACAGACUAUGUAUCAACAAGUACUUUCCGCUGAGAGGCCUAACAAGCUUCAGAGUUGGAAUUGGGGCUACUGUGGAGAGUAUGCCUUUUACCAUGCCCUGUAUCCACGUGCCUGGACAGUUUACACCCUUCCUGGACAGAACGUGACUCUGACAUGUAGGCAGAUCAGUCCAAUUCUUCCACAUGACUAUAAGGACACCAGUCUGCCAGUUGGAGUUUUUGUGUGGGAUAUUGACAACCAAAAUGAUGAAGACCUGGAGGUUUCAAUAAUGUUUACUCUGAGGAAUGGUACUGGAACCAAGGAUGACCAGCUAGGGGGACAUUGGAAUGAACCUUAUGAUUUGGUAAAAGAGGGAGAGUGCGUAUCAGGGGUGCUAUUACAUCACUGCACCCCUGUAAAUCCAUAUACAAUGGCCAUUUCAGUAAGACAACAGCCAGGUGUAUUAAUUAGCCACACAACUGCAUUUAAUCCAUGUAGCGAGGGACAUGAAAUAUGGAGGGAUUUAAUUAGAGAUGGAAACUUGGACUCACCAGCAGGAAGUAGUAAACCUACAGAGCAUGGACAGGUGACUGCGGCUGCCAUUGCAGGUACCUGCAAAGUUCCUGCAAGGGGACACAACCACAUGGAAUUCUGUCUUGCUUGGGACAUGCCAAAAAUCUAUUUUGGGGCAAAGGAAAAGGAGCAUUCAAGGUGGUACACUCGCUAUUUUGGAGCUAAUGGAAAGGCUUGUCCUGGUCUCAGUCACUAUUCUCUAACACAUUACAAGGAAUGGGAACAAAAGAUUAAUGAUUGGCAACGUCCGAUUUUAGAAAAUGGGAAAUUGCCUGACUGGUACAAAUCCGCACUAUUUAAUGAGCUUUACUUUCUAUCUGAUGGAGGGACAAUUUGGCUUGAAGUGCCUGAUGACACUGAUAUAACCAGUGGUUUGAGCAAUGAGCAGGAUGGACUUCCUCCUCUACCUAAAGUGCUGAAGGAUUAUGGGCGAUUUGGAUAUUUGGAAGGACAGGAGUACCGUAUGUACAAUACCUACGAUGUUCAUUUUUAUGCAUCAUUUGCACUAAUCAUGCUGUGGCCUAAACUGGAGCUUAGUCUGCAAUAUGAUAUUGCUGCGGCUGUAAUAAAGGAGGAUAGCACACAGCGCAUCCAUCUAAUGAACGGGAGAAGGGCAAAGGUGAACACGCCAAAUGUAGUCCCACAUGAUAUAGGAGAUCCAGAUGACGAGCCCUGGGAGCGAGUAAAUGCUUAUUUGAUUCAUGAUACAGCGGACUGGAAGGAUCUCAACUUGAAAUUUGUUUUACAAGUGUACAGAGAUUACCAUCUAACUGAGGAUAGCACUUAUCUUCGACAUAUGUGGUCUGUCUGCCAGGCUGUGAUGGAGUCGGAGCUGAAGUUUGAUACUGAUGGAGAUGGUCUUAUAGAAAACUCUGGCUACGCAGACCAGACGUAUGAUGGCUGGACUGUAACAGGACCCAGUGCCUACUGUGGAGGGCUAUGGUUAGCCUCUGUAUGUGUUAUGUGCAAGAUGGCUGAGAUCUUGAAAAAGGAUGCAGAAUACAAAAAAUACAAAGAUCUGCUAAAGAGGGGAAAGGAAUCUUACGAGAGGAUAUUGUGGAAUGGUAAAUACUACAAUUACGAUGGCAGUAAGAAGCGCUACUCAAACAGUGUGAUGUCUGACCAGUGUGCUGGACAGUGGUUUGUGCGAGCAUGUGGCCUGGGAGAAGGUGAAUAUGAGGUAUUUCCAAAUGCCAAUAUUGUAUGUGCCUUAAAGACCAUCUUUGACUUGAAUGUCAUGAGUUUUGCUAAUGGAACUAUGGGAGCAGUAAAUGGAAUGAGACCUGAUGGAACCGUAGACACAUCCAGUGUCCAGUCAGAUGAGGUUUGGACUGGAGUCGUCUAUAGUCUGGCAGCCACAAUGAUUCAAGAGGGACUUGUUGAUGAAGCAUUCAAGACUGCAGAGGGCACCUACAGGACUGUGUGGGAACGCCUUGGCAUGGCUUUUCAGACACCUGAAGCUUACUGUGAAAAAAACAUCUAUCGUUCAUUGGCAUAUAUGAGACCUUUGAGCAUAUGGAGCAUGCAACUUGCACUGGAUAAAAUGAAAGCCAAACCGGACUUCUGAAUAAUUGAGGAUGAGAUUGUAAUUGCCAUUUUGAUGGGUUUGUCUGAGGAUCUUGUGUUUUUUUUUCCUCUACCCCAUCUAAUCCCCACACUGCAAGGUGGGCUGUUUCCAAAUUUAUACUUCAUUGUUUCUGUCAGAUUUAUUAAAAUGUUAAUUCAUUUUACAUUUGUAUUCAAAUUGGUCUAAAAUGCAAGAUAGCACUUUAUGGGGAGGGGAGAGCAUAUGGGAAAAUUUAUGCUCUUUAAAUACAAAUGUUUUAUUUAUACUUGAAAAUUACAGUGAAGUAUGUGGUUAAUGGAACCGUUGAAUUACAGUACACGUUGUAGCACUGAAAUUUUGGAUUUUGAAAUACAAAGUGAACAUUUGAGCUUAAAUUAAUCGGGCAAUCUCAGACAUUUACAGCACUGUUAAUUUACUCUAUAGACACACGUCCAGGUAAUUAAUUAGUUUUGGACAGUGCUAGAAAAUUGCAGCUUUUCAUUAAUAUAGUCCUGGGGUAGGUGGGAAUAUUUUGGAUUCUUUAAAGUAAAAUUGGUUAUCUCUGGUCCUCAUAAUCUCAACAUUACUGUUACAGAUAGGUUGUAUACUUAAUUAAUUCAGAAUUUUUAAUUUGUCACAGUUCAUAAAAGGGAUUUACUUUAUCAUGCCUUCACUAAGUAUGAACACAAACUGAGCUAAACACAACUACAUUUCCAACUAUAAUUUUCUAUUUGAUCAAUAUGCUGCUUGAUGCACAUAUAAUGUAAUUUUACAAAUUGUGUGUGGGUGAUUUAAAUAUAGCUUCUUUAACUCUAAUUGAAUUUCUUUGGUUUUAAGGUUUUUUUUAAGUUUAAAUGGGGUAAGUCAUGCUUUGUAUGAUCAGAUAUGCUUAAUCCCUUGGUGUUUAUCUAUGCUUUCUAGCUCCAAUUCAAAUUAUUUACUCUCAGGUGAUUGUUUUGUUAAUUAAUCCCAUUUGUGUUUUUGUACACAUAUGUAUAAGUGAAUAUAGUACAUGUUUUUGUAAAUUUGUGGACCAAGUUUUACAAUGUUUAAGUGUAAAAUUAUUAUGUAGCUUCACUUUCAUGUUUUCAAACCUUUAAAGAUGCACCUGACAGUUAUUUUAUUUCUAAGCUGAUUGAUCACUGGUUUUAGGGAUGGGGAGGUGGGGAGAGAAAGAGAGAUGUGAGGAAGAUGCUGAAUUACCUAGUAGUGACCUCCUGU